Messenger RNA from Linnemannia hyalina, 237 nucleotides. NCBI's taxonomy places the organism in Eukaryota, Fungi, Mortierellomycota, Mortierellomycetes, Mortierellales, Mortierellaceae. The record is from the annotation of a GenBank genome assembly.
AUGGCUAACACUACAUCCCCCACAAUCCGCGCUCGCAAUGCCAAGCGCAGACCAUCAGGAGCGUCGCCAAAGACAUCGGGCGGACCUCCCCAACCUGUGGCGGCGUAUGCAGAUCACAAAGUGGCGAAGUCGACCGUAAACCCAUACUUGACAGGGCUCAUCUUGGUCAUGAUGUCUGGAGGUGCUAUCCUGCAGGUGUUGAGGUUGUUUGGUGUCGGCACUGAGGAUAACUAUUGA